AUGAGAGUGCCCAUCUGGGUGCAGCUCGCGCUGCUCGUAAGCGCCGUCGCGUUUGUUGCCCUCACCGUUGUCGCUGUGCCGACAUGGAUCUACGUCCAAAGCUUCGUUAUCAACGUCGAAACGGACAGCCUCGCCCUCGCCGCCUCCCUCUAUGCCACCAAGAUUGACUCGCAGCUGCAGCUCCUCAGUACCAUCAGCCGCACUGUCUCGACCCGCAUCCUCAUCCAGCAGUCCCUCGUCAACUACUACAAUGGCAACGCGACAACUACGGACCCGUUUGAGCCGACCGUCACGGACCUGCAGAGCGCACUCGCGACGAGUAGCUUUACUGGCUUGCUGCAGGCCCGCAUCUACUCGCGCAACCAGACCGGCGAGAAUGCCACUGGCCUCAUCAGCGUCACGGGGUCUGGUGUCGGGUCGCAGACGCAAAACAUCCUGCUGCCCUAUCUCACGCCCGCCGGCUCGCCUGUCAACCUGAGCGACACGGAAUUCGGCUAUCCGCCCUCUCUCUACCCCAAUAUUACGUAUGAGACGUUGGACUUUCCCAACCCCUACAUUCCCUCAGAGACCGCCGUGGCUGCUAGUGCCUUUCCCGGCGUCUUGUUGAGUGACAGCCGGGGGCUGCUACUUGGUCCGCUGGCCAUCAACCAAACAUUUUCCCUCAUAUCCCUCACGAUCCCUAUUCGCUCUCUUCGCUCCAACGGCUUUAUUCUUGGCUAUCUUACCCUGGUCGCUGCCGCCAGCUCGUUCCUCGACAUCCAAACUGCCGUAGACGGACUAGGCAGCACUGGUGUCGCGCUCAUCGUCACGCCAAAUGAUCCAUCAAACCGGUUCCCGCCCCCUCUACUACCCUCCAAUGCCACCUAUCUACCGCCAACGGACGCUCUCAGCAAUUACGCGGUUCGCUAUGUCCUGCAGCCGGCCUCGUAUCACGGCCAGACGGACCGCCACACUGAUAAACAAGGGAACUGGGGCAUGCCCUUCAUUCUAUCGCGCUACCCGCUCGUCAACGGGGUCUAUUCCAGCUACAAUGGCAAGCUGAACAACGCCCGUGCAACUUUGACAGCGACAAAUGAACAAGGAUAUUCGGUGGCAGCUGGUGUUGCUCGUCCCCAGACUACGCUAGUUGACUGGACUGUGGUGGUCGAAAAGGCGCGCAGCGAGGCGUACCACCCCAUAUCCCAGCUUCGAAAAAUUCUAGUUGGCUGUGCCUUUGGAACCGCUGGGUUGGUGAUGCUACUGAUUAUACCCUGCGCCUACUUCAGUGUACGCCCUAUCCGCAGACUCAAGAUUGCUACUGAAAAGUCAAUCACUGUGCCCGGAAUCGAUCUCGCGUAUAGUGAUGAUGAGAAAAACGCAGCUAGCUCUGGUGGCACACUUUCCUCGGCUUCCGUUAAAGGCCUGUUCAGGAGCCUCAAAAGACAGUUUACAAAGCCUCAGAGACCACUCACGCAAGCUGAGAUCGAGAGUCAUCGUCGGAUCUUCAAGAUCCCAGGCAGGGUCAAGGAAAGGUCUCAUCUAAUUACGGACGAGGUGACGGAGCUUACAGAAGUCUACAACAAAAUGACGGAUGAGCUUGUGAGACAGUAUACAUCACUCGAUCAACAAGUGGAAAAAAGAACGCGAGAGCUAGAGAUCAGCAAGAAGGCCGCCGAGGCGGCCAACGAGAGCAAAACUCUGUUUAUUGCCAACAUUUCCCACGAAUUAAAGACGCCUCUCAAUGGUAUCAUGGGUAUAUGUGCAGUCUGCAUGGAAGAGAAUGACAUUCUUCACAUACAACAUUCCUUGAAAACACUCUAUAGAUCGGGUGAGCUAUUGCUGCAUCUUCUAGAGGAUCUGCUCAGCUUUUCCAAGCACCAAAUCAGCUCCGAGAUUAAGCUUGAGAAUAAGGAAUUCCGACUGGGAGAGAUUCGUUCCCAAAUUGUUUCCAUCUUUGAGAAACAAGCCCGAGAAAGUAGAAUCGAUCUGGAUGUUGUCUACUCCGGCCACCUACUCGAGGAUCACAAACCACACUAUCUUCUGGUUCAGCAAGGCUCGUCUCGAGCAGCCCGGCCUAAUCGCAUACGGGACAUGUACAUCCUGGGAGACCAGCACAGGAUCCUGCAAGUCAUCAUCAACCUGGUCAGCAACAGUCUGAAAUUUACGACAGCUGGUGGAAAAAUUCAAGUUCGCAUACACUGGGGCGACGAGGCAACGCCAAAGGAGGGCACUCAAAAACUGGCUUCAACAAGCAGCUCGCGCAGUCAUAGUGAGACUAGUCGUGACCGAGCCAGGCCUUCCCCAAAGCCGAAUCCAAAAUCAACAUCCUCAAGUAAUACACACACUGGAGUCAACACACCCGAGGAAAGAGAAGCCAUCGGCAACUCGCUUGUCCAUUUCGAUGGGGACGUCGAGGAAUCGCCGAUUUCCACCGAGGAGACCGGAAGCACAUAUCUCUUCACGUUUGAAGUCGAGGAUACGGGGCGGGGUAUUCCCCUCAACAUGCAAGACAAGAUCUUUGAACCGUUUGUGCAGGUGGACUCGAGUUUCAGCAAAGAAUUUGGCGGCACCGGGUUAGGUCUCAGCAUCUGCUCGCAGCUGGCUAAGCUGAUGGGAGGCACAAUCACUGUGCGAAGCACCGAGGGUCUUGGCUCUACGUUUAGCCUGCAGAUCCCCCUCCGGCAUAUCCCCGAUCGCGCGCCGAGCACGCAUUCGGAGAGCACGAGGCCAAGAUCGAGGGCACCCAGCGCCGGUGGCUCAACGACGGGCGGUGGCGGCGGCAGCUGUCAUCGCAAUUCCCUGAGCAGCGUUCUGGCGCAGGAGCCCGAUCCCACCACGUCGACGAACAACAGCGAAAGCCACCGCAGCGACAUACAGCCACGACUCGUCGGUCUCAGCACACCAUUCUUCCCACCCAACCCGAACCAACCGCCUCCGCCGCCGCCGUCUGGUAACGGCUCCACGACCGUCGUCCCGCCCACCACGCGCGUCGAGACACAAGCCGCCAUUCAAAAAGCCAAAGCCGCCAAGGCCAAGACGUCGGGCCCCGCGUCGUCGUCGGCCAGCAGCGACCUGCGCGUGCUCGUCGCCGACGACAACGCGACCAACAUUGAGGUGGUGCGCCGGAUGCUCAAGCUGGAACAGGUGCUCGACGUGACCAUUGCCAAGGACGGGCGCGAGGCGUACGAGCUGGUCAAGGCCAACAUGGAGCGCAACCACAAGUUUGACCUCAUCUUCAUGGACGUGCAGAUGCCCAACCUGGACGGGAUCCAGUCUACGAGGCUGAUUCGGCAGAUGGGCUACGCGGCGCCGAUUGUGGCCCUGACGGCGUUUUCCGAGGAGAGUAACCGCAAGGAGUGCAUGGAGUCGGGCAUGAAUGAGUUCUUGGCCAAGCCGAUUCGCAGGUCAGCGUUGAAGAGUGUGUUGACGAAAUUUGCAACGAUAUACGAGGAAAAGCCUGAGAAAUUGGAGUAG
This is a messenger RNA of Cordyceps militaris CM01, 3453 nucleotides long. RefSeq names its product sensor histidine kinase/response regulator TcsB/Sln1, putative. Lineage: Eukaryota; Fungi; Ascomycota; Sordariomycetes; Hypocreales; Cordycipitaceae. Gene Ontology annotation, molecular function: phosphorelay sensor kinase activity. The record is from RefSeq and is a predicted model, not a curated record. Gene Ontology annotation, biological process: phosphorylation; phosphorelay signal transduction system. The transcript has 2 exons. Bases 1 to 3453 code for a protein of 1150 amino acids.